AUGGCGUAUGGCGCGCUGACGGGCGCGUCUCGUUCAGUCCGCGUCGGCUCUUCGCUCGGGUACAGCGUCGCAUGCGUGGCCGGGGAGGUGCAGCGGUCACUUGUUGCAGGAGGCGGCGCGGCACGUGUGCGCGGCGGCGCGGCCGCUCGCCACGGGCGCAGUGCCGCGGCGGCCGGCGUGGAGCGCACAGCGCCGCACGCGCCGGCAUGCCACGCUAGCGGGAGCAUGCGGCUGCCCCUGCUGCCGCUGCUCGUGCUGCCGCUCGUGCUUGCGCGCCCGGCAGCAGCCGGGAUCUGCUGGACGGGGAUGGAUCGCGGCGGGCGCUGCAGCUCGGUGGCAGCGCUGCGCGUGGGCCGGGCGGAGUGUUGCGCAGGCGCAUCGCGCGCGCCUGCCGCCUGGAGCCCCCGCGACCUCGACAGCGGCGAGAUAUUCUUUUAUAAGGCGCUCUCUGGAGGCGUGCCUUGUGUUGCAUGUGCUGAAUCAUGCGCAGGAGUGUCAUGUGGCAGCGGCCGACGCUGCGUGGUGCGAGGCGGGCGUGCGCGGUGCGUAUGUGCCGCAGCGUGUCGCCGGGUCGGCGCCGUGUGCGGCAGUGAUGGCCGGACGUACCCGUCGCUCUGCCGGCUUCGGAGACGAGCCUGCCGGAGGCCUGCCAAACACCUUGUGCUAGAUUAUCCUGGUCCUUGUCAAGAGGGCAGUUGUGAGGGUGUGAGAUGUGGUGGAGACAAGCGUUGCGUGUUGGACGCAGAACUCGGCGCUCACUGCGUUCGCUGCGGAGCGUGCGGCGUGGCCGGCUCGCCUGUCUGCGCGGUGGACGGUCGGACCUACGCCGGCGCUUGUGCGCUACGACGAGCUGCGUGUGAGCGGGGGAAAGCCCUGCCACUAGCUUAUAGAGGUCCUUGUUUAGCUAACGCGACGUGUGCGUCGAUAUCUUGCGGCGCGGGCCAGCGCUGCGUGUCGGGUGGCGCGAGCGGCGCGCGGUGCGUGUCGUGCGGGUCGUGCGGCGCGGCGGCGCGGCGCCAGCUGUGUGGCUCGGACCGCCGCACCUACCCGUCCUGGUGCCGCCUGCAGCGCGCCGCCUGCCACGCCGGCCGCGUCGUCGACCCACUUCAUACUGGGCCUUGCAAAGGCAACAAAAACAUAACGGACAAUAGUGUGAUUGAGAGAAGUGUGAGCGAAGUGGACACCACGCGCGUCCUAUAG
Spodoptera littoralis (African cotton leafworm) is the source of this 1200-nucleotide messenger RNA. The record is from the annotation of a GenBank genome assembly. Lineage: Eukaryota; Metazoa; Arthropoda; Insecta; Lepidoptera; Noctuidae.